Hippocampus zosterae (dwarf seahorse) is the source of this 1762-nucleotide messenger RNA. It is a transcript of the gene rab38b, whose product is annotated as RAB38b, member of RAS oncogene family. Gene Ontology annotation, cellular component: vesicle; trans-Golgi network; Golgi apparatus. Gene Ontology annotation, biological process: vesicle-mediated transport. NCBI's taxonomy places the organism in Eukaryota, Metazoa, Chordata, Actinopteri, Syngnathiformes, Syngnathidae. Gene Ontology annotation, molecular function: GTP binding; GTPase activity. The transcript is spliced from 3 exons. The record is from RefSeq and is a predicted model, not a curated record. The coding region runs from base 82 to 717 and encodes 211 amino acids.
CGGGAGCGCGUCUCUGCGAGUAGGGUGCGCGCACCCGAGAGAGAGAGAGAGAGCGCGUGUGAGCGAGGGUGGCCUGAGAGCAUGGCGAGCGCCGGCAAGGAGCACCUGUACAAGGUGCUGGUGAUCGGCGACCUGGGCGUGGGCAAGACCUCCAUCAUCCGCCGCUACGUGCACCACACCUACUCGCACAACUACCGCGCCACCAUCGGCGUGGACUUUGCGCUCAAGGUGCUGCGCUGGGGCGCCGACGACACGGUGCGCCUGCAGCUUUGGGACAUCGCCGGCCAGGAGCGCUUCGGCAACAUGACGCGGGUGUACUACCGCGAGGCGACCGGCGCGUUCAUCGUGUUCGACAUGACGCGUCCCAGCACCUUCGAGGCGGUGCUCAAGUGGAAGGCGGACCUGGACUCCAAGCUGAUGCUGGCCGACGGCCGCGGCAUCGCCACGGUGCUCCUGGCCAACAAGUGCGAGCAGGGCCACGCGCUUCCCGCUAAUGGCCCCAAGAUGAAGCAGUUCUGCCAGGAGCACGGAUUCGCCGGCUGCUUCGAGACCUCCGCCAAGGACAAUCUAAACAUCGACGAGGCGGCCAACUUCCUAGUGACACAAAUCAUGGCGAGCGAGCACGCCUUGCUGAGGAGAGCCGCGGCCACCGACACCGUCACGCCACAACUCGACCGACAUCGCCAGUCGGACGGAUGCGCGAGAUGCCUCAAGUGAACUGGAGAAGAGCCUCAAAAACUCCAUUUUGCACAUCUUUCAGUUUCAAAUCCUCUUUAUUAUUAUUUAUUUACCAUAUUUUGUUAACUGACGGAAUGGUCGUCGUCGUAUUUAUUCAGUUUGCUUUCAUUUAACAGCCCCAUUAGAAUUCAUAUUUCACACACACACAAUUUAUAUAUAUAUAUUAAAUUUUAAAAAAGAUGCUCAUGCGUUUAAAGUUUUUAACACAACAAAGAAGAGUUCAUCUUGCCCUGUAUUGGCUCCUAUUUCAAACGUGACUUGAUACCAUGCUAAUAUGCUAACAGUUAGAAUGCUCACUCAAGGCAAGAUGGCCACCUGGCCAGAGUUCAGAAAGCGCUAAAGCAGUUCGACAUGGAUUUUGCACACAAGGUCAGGUACUAUUUCUGACAAGGAAUACCAACAGACAUUUUAUUAAUCGCAUUACUGACCUUCUUCGUGCUGAAUUAUUCCGCCGUCUUGACAAGGUUGAGUGUCCAUCCUACGCAUCGGCAGCUUUGACGUAAAGACACCAGCUGAAUAGCAUUCCAAUUAAGUGGCUUACGUCACCUUGUUCUUGAAAUUCUGGCGUCCUCUUGUGGCACGUUGGUCGCAUUACAACUUUUUACGAGUGAUACGAUUCAUAUUCACACAGAAAUCUGAAAGUUUUGCGACUGUCCCUCAAGAAUACUGUUUUUUUUUACUAAAAGGAAAAAAACUAACAUUUAAAAGGUUCCACUCAAAUCUAUGUGAAUAUAAACGUAAUAUUUUUACACAUGAAAUCCAGGUGAAGAUGCUGCGUUUGAGUGUAAAUCUGUACAUAUUUAAAAGAAUUACAUUUACCAAAGAUCAAAGGUCAAAAGUAACGCCUUUACAGAAAAGAAACCAAAUGCAACAGUAAUCAAUAUAAGACAAUGGUUAUGUAUCUAUUCCUGAACCUUGGCAGGACAUUUCACGUCACUGAGUGGCGACCCAUCCCACGGUGUCUGCACCGUGUACCACUACAGCAUCAGCGACUGAUAUAACAUUGUAUCAUAAAAAAUAAGGG